AUGGUCCACAACAUCCAUGUCGCAGUCCUGGACGUCGAUAUCCCAGCGCGUGGCCUAUACGAAGCACGAGGACUGUGCAGUGCGCACUUUCGAGAUAUCCUCAAGGAGACAGCUGCGCACUUGAACAAGAACGACCCUUCCAUUCCAGACCCGAUUGAAAUCACCAUCACCCCCUAUGACAUUCGCGGAGGACAUUAUCCCGACUUCCACCUGCUUCGCGGCGACCCUUCCCAAGAGCAAUUCCCCGUCUACCGACCGAUCGAUGCAGUCUUGGUCACGGGAGGAUCACCAGGUGUAUACGAGAUGCCCAAUUCUCCCUGGAUGCAGAUGCUGGAAAGGUUCAUCAAAGCCGUGUACCGGGACUACCCAGAGGUUCGGCUGAUGGGCACCUGUUUCGGCCAUCAACUGAUCUCCCAUGCGCUGGUGCGCGACCCAGCGGAUCCGGACCGAGAUGUGUAUGUUGAAAAAUGUCCUCUGGGUCGGGAGGUGGGGAUUUAUACUGUCCAGAUGGAGGAGCAGUUCCUUCAGCACUUUUCGUCCGCGCUGGGACAUCUGCCUCAGGGUCAGCUGCGCAUUCAGAUGUUCCACGGUGAUCGUGUGAUGGCCGUGGAGAAAGGACAAACAGUCUCACUGUGUGAUACGCCGCCGGUCUCCUUGCCGGCUCCGUGGAUCAAUAUUGGAAGCACGCCCAUCUGUCCGAUCCAAGGUCUCUACAACCCGGGCAGAGUGCUGACCGUCCAGGGUCAUUAUGAGAUGGACGCCUUUGCCACGUCCAAGAUGUGUAUUGAGAAUGCCCCCAUCAUGGGUUGGAAAGAGUCCAAGUUGGCUCUCUACCUGGAGCAGGUGGGACCUGACACGAAGGAGCGACGAGACGAUGCCCGGGCCUUCGCCACUGCGGUGAUUCUCUUCCUGGCAGAUCUUGCCCGAUGA
Penicillium diatomitis is the source of this 930-nucleotide messenger RNA. RefSeq names its product type 1 glutamine amidotransferase. Gene Ontology annotation, cellular component: nucleus; cytosol. Bases 1 to 930 code for a protein of 309 amino acids. The record is from RefSeq and is a predicted model, not a curated record. NCBI's taxonomy places the organism in Eukaryota, Fungi, Ascomycota, Eurotiomycetes, Eurotiales, Aspergillaceae. The transcript has a single exon.